Colletotrichum acutatum is the source of this 1978-nucleotide messenger RNA. RefSeq names its product beta-xylosidase. The transcript is spliced from 4 exons. Gene Ontology annotation, molecular function: hydrolase activity, hydrolyzing O-glycosyl compounds. Bases 141 to 1868 code for a protein of 575 amino acids. NCBI's taxonomy places the organism in Eukaryota, Fungi, Ascomycota, Sordariomycetes, Glomerellales, Glomerellaceae. Gene Ontology annotation, biological process: carbohydrate metabolic process. The record is from RefSeq and is a predicted model, not a curated record.
GCACCAACAAGAACCAACAAGCUGUUGGAUGGAAAGCUCUCAAGUCACAGAUUCAGGGAUUCUUCAACCAACUACAAUCCUAUUCUUGGCACUGCCAUCCUACCUGAGACACACCAUCAUUCUCAUCGGAGAUCGUCGAAAUGACCUCUCAAGAAGAGGGACCAAUCUUCCUCAACCCCAUAAUCCAAGGCUUCAACCCAGACCCAACAAUCUGCGUAGUUCCGCCAACAGACUCAACCCCGACGACGUAUUUUCUAUCUACUUCCACCUUUGAGUACUUCCCAGGCUGCGCCAUAUACACCUCAGUAGACCUCGUUAACUGGAAGCUCAUCGGGCACGCACUCACGCGCAGAAGCCAGAUCGAGCUGAGGACCGUCGAGCCUGGCGCUGGAAGCUGGGCAAGCACGCUGCGCUAUCGGCCUCAGGAGAAGCGCUGGUAUCUCGCCAACGGGCUCUUUCAGAGAUAUCGACCCGCGAAUGAUGAGCGCAUCUUCCCUAGGGGAUUCUAUGUUUGGACGGAUAACAUCUGGGAUGAAAACUCCUGGUCAGAUCCCGUAUACUUUGACAAUCCCGGAUUCGAUCAAGAUCUCUUCUGGGACGACGACGGAAAGGUCUACCUCUCAACAACAGUCCGCAUGGGAAAGCGAACUCCAGGCCUCAAACUAAAAGACUUUGCCAUCCACGUUUCAGAAAUCGACAUUACUACAGGCAGAACCCUCACCCCGCCACAAGUGAUCCGUGAAUCCCCACACGGAAUUGCAGAAGGAUCACACAUCAUCCGCCGGGGAGAGCACUACUACCUCUUCACCGCCGAAGGCGGCACAGAAGCCGGCCACCAAGAGUGGGUUUUCAGAAGCCAGAAAGGGCCGUAUGGGCCGUGGGAGGGGCAGGGCAAAGCUCUGUGGUAUAACGGGCCUGAGGAGGAGGUGCAGAGGACCGGCCACUGCGACGUCUUUGAAGAUGGCAAGGGAAAAUGGUGGGCUGUGCUGCUCGGUGUACGGCCCGUGAAGGUUGAGGAUAAAUACCUUGAGCCGCAGAUGGGCCGAGAGACGUUUCUGGUGCAGGUUGACUGGGUAGAUGAUUGGCCCAUCUUCAACAAGGGUCGCAACAUCACACUUCAAACCGUUGGCAGGGAGGAUAUUAGAAAGGCCGCCGCUGCUGAUGCUGACGGAGUCAAGUGGAAGGCAGACCUGUCCAGAUCAUCCCUGGAAAUUGGCUGGUAUCACAAGAGUGAGUGGGAAAGUCCGAGUACCAGAGCUGAAGCUGAUUUCAUCCUUCUAGAUACGCCUAUCAAGCCCUGCCACAGCCUGAUAGAACGCCCCGGCUGCCUGAGACUCUACGGGAACUGCUUCGAUCUCAAUAGUCCCGAAUCGCCGGCAAUGAUCUUGAGGAAGCAGACGUCAUACAGCGAGGGUUUCAAGGCUACAAUGCUUUUCAAACCCAGCCGGGCAGGGUAUGAAUCUGGCGUUACCGUGUGGUGGAGUCAGUACUCCUAUGCCACAAUUGGCAUUGGUGCUGUUCAACCACAAGAUGGAGGAUCCGCCGUCCCGACAAUCAUCACGAGGGAGCCUACGGGCAAGGUCAAUAAGCUCAAGGUGGCACACCCCCUAUUGGAUUCUGCAAUACCCGCCCUUAAUUUAAAUCAGCCGGUAAAACUGUCCAUCACGGCGAGGUCCUCCGACUAUGAGAUGAGUCUCUCGGUCGAUGGGAUUACGACUACCAAGAUAUUCAAGUCAGAGGCAUUGACAGUAUUUCCUCCCGUAGGAGGUGCUUUCUGUGGCGUCAUGUACGGGAUUUACUCAUUCGGGCAGAGUGAACCGGUACUGGAUCCUUCAGAUUUCACGGAGAUUGAAAUUCUAGAAAUUUAAGGGCCAAUUUUAAUAAGAUGCCAAGCUUGGCAAAUCUUUCCAGCCCUUCUUCUAUGGCUCACCUCCGUCGGAUAUCAACUGGUCUGGAGCCUCAAGGAAUGAACAGCCUA